Messenger RNA from Dentiscutata heterogama, 1422 nucleotides. The record is from the annotation of a GenBank genome assembly. Lineage: Eukaryota; Fungi; Glomeromycota; Glomeromycetes; Diversisporales; Gigasporaceae.
AUGUCUAAAAAUAAUUAUGAAUAUAAACAAAGCAAAAUUACUUUAUUUAUUUCUAUUGCACAAACUUCUAAAAAAUCAAACCUUUUAUAUGAUGAAAAUAAUUUAUUUAGUGAAGAUUUUGAUUUUAAUAAUUUUGAAAACAGUACUGACGAAGGUUCUAAUAAUGAACAAGAUACAUCUGAAUUAAAAAAACCUGAAUAUAAUCAUUCUGAACAAAAUAUUGUUCCAGGUAGUACAAAUCUUUUAAGUUUACCUGAACCAAUAGCUGCAACACAAUCUAUACGUAGCGAAUAUGGAUCAUAUACUAAUAAUCAAGCUGGAAAACAAUUUAUUAAAGCAAUUGCAUGUAUUAUUAAACUUCAGAGUGCAUCAUCAAACGUAAUUUUUAAAGAUUUAAACCAGUUUAUUCUUGCUAAAUAUUUACCACUUGAAUCACUUUAUCAUUUUGGGAGCGAUGGUGCAAGUGUCAAUUUAGGUCAUGUAAAUGGAAUAGCAACACAGUUAAAAACUCGCCUUCUAUUUCUCACUGAGCAUCAUUGUAUAAACUAUCGUUUAGCACUUGCUUCUAAAGAUGCUGCUGAGCAAACACCUUAUUUUGAAGUUUAUGAUAAAACUGUUCGACAACUAUAUAAUGAAUCUAAUUUAGAUAUUUUGCAAGUUAUUAAAACUCGAUGGCUUUCAUUAAGUAAUGUUGUAAACAAUCUUUACCAAAUUAUUAAUUCAGUAAUUAGUGCAUUAUUAGAAGAUGUAUCCAAAGCUGAUAUACUUUCACAGCUUCGUCGUCUUUCUUUAGUUUUUCAAGCUGAUUAUGCUUCAGUUUCAGAAGUUACAAUACAAGUUGAUGCAAUUAUCGAAUCUAUUACAAUUGACUUUAUUGAUCUUCCUUUAUUUGUACGAGAAUUUACUAUAAAUACAGUAAAGAAUAUCAAACUUCGCUUUCCAGAUCGUGUACUCAUAAAUUCUUUUAAAAUUUUUGAUCCAAAACAAUUACCUACUGAUCGUUAUUUAAUUUCAAUCUAUGGAAAUAGUGAAAUAAUUAAGAUUGGAAAUUUUUACGGAACUUCUAAAAAAACUACUGAUAAUCUUGCACAAGAAUGGCGAAUUAUUCGAUCACUUCUUUUUAAUUACCGCAACCUACAUAUUACUAAAGCAUGGCAUAGUAUACUGCAAGAAAAUCAAGAUUUUGCUUUAAUUUAUCCUAAUAUUUAUUUUAUUAUUUCUAUUGUUUUAUGUUUACCCCUUUCUAAUGCUUAUGUUGAACGGGUUUUUUCAAAACAAAAUCUUAUAAAAACUAAACUUCGCAAUAGAAUGCUUUCAGAUACUUUGAAUGAUAUUCUUAUGAUAUCUUUAAAUGGUCCCGCUUAUAAUGAAUUUAAUUAUGAACAUGCCUAUCAAUUUUGGCGAAGUUCAUUAUUUCAUUAA